This is a messenger RNA of Drosophila miranda, 2253 nucleotides long. Its product is annotated as coiled-coil domain-containing protein 130 homolog. NCBI's taxonomy places the organism in Eukaryota, Metazoa, Arthropoda, Insecta, Diptera, Drosophilidae. Bases 1226 to 2179 code for a protein of 317 amino acids. The record is from RefSeq and is a predicted model, not a curated record. Gene Ontology annotation, biological process: mRNA splicing, via spliceosome. Gene Ontology annotation, cellular component: U2-type spliceosomal complex; post-mRNA release spliceosomal complex. The transcript is spliced from 2 exons.
UUUGUGAACAAAAUAACAAGACAUCUUUUCCUGGCAAGAUGUGGUUCGAAAUCCUACCUGCCGAAGCUAUCAUCACCAUGCUCCUUUCCGUGCCCAUAUACGCCAAGUGCGGCGUGCAGAAGCUGACGCUGGGCAAUGUGAAUUCGAUCGCUGCCUUCUGUCCGAGCAAUUCAAAAUUCUUAUAUAAUCGCAAUUUAUUGUGCACAACACGGAAUUUAUUUAACAUAUUCUAAGUUCCGCUGCUGUGGAGCUUGUUGCCAAUAGUUUAAUGGUCACUUGAACACUUUUACAAUGAUUUAUAAUAGUUUUUCCCGCACGCCUUCCGUGGCAACAUGGACUGAGCGUUUUCAGCCGUGUGAUGUACCAACGCGAUUUCCGACUGACGAUUAUCCGUAUGUAAUUGAUACUUGUUGAUAGGUGUUUUCGUAUUCUUGGGCUUCCUCAUGAUUGUCGGUUAGCGAUUUAUUUCGUUUUACUUUUGUGCUUGUUAAGCAUGGAAAAAUUAUUCUUCUUUUCUUUCCUGUUCCGCACGUUCAUUUAUAGUAUCCAGAAUCGAUCCUCAAUGCUGAGACACAUUUGACAUUCUUGCUGGGUCUAUAUGCCAUUUCCAGUUGAGAAGAAGGAUCAAAAGUGCAAAAAUUAAUAAACCUAGAGGGCGGAAGGGAAAGUUGUAGAGAUUUUCUGUAGCUUCCUUCACUCCAUGGAAAUUCUAUUGCCAUAUAUAGAAACGCUGCCAGUUGAUGGUGUGAUUGGGCUUAAUUCCAGCUUGGUCCUCGUCCUCCAGUGCCACAUCGCUUACAAAUAAUUUGAAUUCUUAACUGUAACAUUUGUAAGCAAACACAAAACAGUACGGAGAGCAUGCACAUCUGGUCACACUUUUCGCUGAGUGAAAAAUAUGACAAAUCAUUUCGUGUUUUUUACUUGAACUGCUUUCAAAUUCUUCAAGUUUCAUCAGUAUCCGAUUGAUAUUUUAAUUAUGUAGUGCCAAGUGCCAAGAUGUGCCAGUUCAUAAAUCAUUCAUGUCGCAAACAAACUUUGUGGAUUAGAAACAUUUUUAAAAAAUUUCCCCGCAGUUGACCUUAAAAAAAUACCAGAUGAGACGGGAAAAAAGCGAAAUCGUCAGCGUUCACAAGUAGUUUUAACAGCUGUUGUUGUGCAGCGGUGAAAACAGCUGUUUACUGCUGAACCCAAGUUCAGCCAAGUUUUAUUUACAAAUUCGGACGAAAUGGGCGAGCGCAAGGGACAAAAUAAGUAUUACCCGCCCGACUAUGAUCCAAAGAAGGGCGGACUCAAUAAAUUUCAGGGCACGCAUGCCCUGCGGGAACGUGCCCGGAAGAUCCACCUGGGCAUCAUCAUCAUCCGCUUUGAGAUGCCCUACAAUAUCUGGUGCGACGGCUGCAAGAACCACAUCGGGAUGGGUGUGCGCUACAAUGCGGAGAAGACGAAGGUGGGAAUGUACUACACAACACCGAUCUACAAGUUCCGCAUGAAAUGCCACUUGUGCGACAAUCACUUCGAGAUCCAAACGGAUCCAGGCAAUCUCGACUAUACCAUACUCUCUGGGGCGCGACGGCAGGAGAACCGCUGGGAUCCGCUGCAGAAUGAGCAGGUUGUGCCGGAGACGAAGGAGGUGCAGAAGCGGCUCUUCGACGACGCCAUGUACAAGCUGGAGCACCAGGCCAAGGAUGCUAAAGCUGCCGCCGAUGCCAAACCUGUGCUCCAGAAACUGUUCGAACGCAACCAGAGCGUGUGGGACGACACCUACGAAGCCAACAGCCGCCUUCGGUCCGAAUUCCGGCAUCAAAAGAAGGAGCUAAAGGGCCAGCAGGAACUGGAUCGCCAGCUGCUGGCUAAGAGCAGUCUCGACGUUGCUCUUCUGCCGGAAACAGAUCAGGACAGGCAGAUGGCGGCCUUGAUGAAGCUUCAAACCAAAUCGGCCAUUGAGCGGGAAUCAGAGCAGCGUCUCGAUCUACUCAUGCAACCGGCAUUGCCAGGAGCCACAGCGACAACCUUCGGCGGCCUCAAGCGGCAAAAGAUUCUCAACACACAGCUGCAGGUCCAGGAUUUGGGCAUCCGGCGCAAACAAUCUCACCAGUCCGAUGAAGCUCCAUCACCGCCUGCAACGUCCUUGAGUCUGGUGGGUGACUACUCCUCCUCGGAUAAUGACUCCAACAGUUAAUGCACAAUAUGUAGAUUUAAUAAUACAAAAUAAAAUAAGAACAACAAUGACAUUAUAAACACCUCAAUACUCUA